AUGGGUACGCCGCAGGGAAUCGAGGAUCCGGCCGAUAGCGACCUUCAGGAGCAAACCACCUCUUCACAAGCGCCCAUCGAGUCUGAGCCUCCUUCCACGGGCGAGUCUUCACGGGCAGAUGUUGGCCCUCUGUCCGUGGAAACCAAUCCGACAGGGCCAAACAGACAUCUCUCGGGCACCGCGCGAAGUGAGCGCAACAGCGUCGCAUACUCGGAUCCUCUUUUCUCGCCAUUGAGCCUCGGAUCCGAUACAGAGAUGGGGCACCGCUCCACGCCCUCGGAAAUCUCAAGUGACAGGGUGUUCCCUAUUCGGUCCGUCAUCAACAUCGGUCCUCCCAGCGUUAGAGCUACCAGCGCCAGAGCCUCCCGCGACGAGUACUUCCCCCCCACACGCGACGGCGAAAUGCGAGGGAUUCCUAUUCCGCUCUCGAGCAAUGCCCUACGGGAAUCGGGAUCGGACCUGAGGCGCUCAGAUACCAUGCCUUCGAGAACACCCAGCGACCGCUUUGCAGCCACGGCACGGAGGAAGAAUACUAUGAGCGGUCCCAUGUCACGCAUACAACUUGACGCUGCAAGACACGGUCCCACAGCCUCUCCUCUGGAGCUCGACAUUGCCACUUCUGACCACGAAGGGGACGAAUCCUUGCCCGCAGUACCUAAUACCGAUCCCGGAACAACAUCCUAUGUCUCAACAAAUCAAUCAAUGGCCGACGACCAUGUCACUAGCCGUGUCACGCACGUGGUGACCGACGACGGCCAUGCAGUCAUCACCGGUCGGGACGGUGCCCUACAAAGAUGCGAGGACGAGCCGAUUCACACGCCUGGUGCUGUCCAAAUAUUCGGGGUUCUACUUGCCUUGCGUGAGGAGGCCGAGGGAUUCUUUGUCGUGCGAUAUGCCAGUGAAAACUCAGAGAGAAUGCUAGGCUACUCACCCCGGCAACUCUUCCAGCUGAAGAACUUCCUUGAUAUAUUGACCGACGAGCAGCAGGACAACCUCCUUGACCACAUCGAUUUUAUCCGCGACGAAGACGCCGACCCCGCCAUCAACGGACCGGAGGUAUUCAGCAUAUCUAUUCGAACCCUCAAGAUGAGGAGUAAGAAGCUUUGGUGUGCCAUUCAUAUCAACCCCGCCCAUCCGGAUUUAGUCAUUUGCGAGUUCGAGAUGGACGAUGACAUGGAAUAUCCUCUCCGACCCGCGGAUGAAUUGACCCCUGACAUCCCGCACGACACCCUCCAGUCCAACCCCACGCUAGAGGAGAUUGAAGAGAGCACCGAGAUUCUUAGCAAGCCUCUCAGAGUUCUCAGGAGUGCGAGGAAAAGGAGAGGGGAGCAGGGCGCAAUGCAAGUCUUUGAUAUCCUGUCACAGGUUCAGGAACAACUUGCAUCUGCCAACAACUUGGAGAUCUUUCUCAAGAUUUUAGUUGGCAUCGUCAAAGAACUGACUGGUUUCCACCGUGUCAUGAUCUACCAGUUUGAUUCAACUUUCAACGGGAAGGUCGUCACUGAGUUGGUCGAUACCUCUCAAACCAGGGAUUUGUACAAAGGACUCCACUUCCCAGCUUCCGACAUCCCUCGGCAAGCGCGAGAUCUUUACAAGUUAAACAAGGUCCGAUUACUCUACGAUCGAGAUCAAGAUACGGCCCGAAUCGUCUGUCGAACAAAAGAGGACCUAGAUGUCCCCUUAGACAUGAGCCAUGCCUACCUGCGCGCCAUGUCCCCAAUUCACUUGAAAUACCUGACCAACAUGGCUGUGCGAUCAUCGAUGUCAAUAUCCAUCAACGCUUUCGACGAAUUAUGGGGUCUGAUUUCUUGUCAUUCUUAUGGCAAUCAGGGUAUGAGAGUAUCCUUUCCAAUCCGGAAAAUGUGUCGCUUGGUCGGAGACACCGCCUCCAGGAAUAUCGAGAGACUCUCUUAUGCCUCACGCCUACAAGCCCGGAAACUCAUCAACACCGCUCCUACCGACAAGAAUCCAUCCGGAUAUAUAAUUGCCUCCUCAGAAGAUCUCUUGAAACUUUUCGAUGCCGACUUUGGGCUACUCUCGAUAAAGGGGGAGACGAAGAUACUAGGAAUCAUUGAUCAAAGUCAAGAAGCCUUGGCCAUGCUUGAAUAUCUCCGCAUGCGCAAGCUCACGUCCGUGGUCUCUUCGCAAAAUAUCGCAGAAGCGUUUCCUGACCUACAAUAUCCACCUGGCUUUCAGAUCAUCGCCGGCUUGUUGUAUGUUCCACUGAGUGUAGGUGGCAGCGAUUUUAUCGUCUUCUUCCGUCGAGCACAAAUCAAGGAAGUGAAGUGGGCUGGCAAUCCUUACGAGAAGGUGGUUCGCGAGGGCACAGCAAGCUACCUAGAGCCCAGGAAAAGUUUCAAGACUUGGCAUGAGACAGUUCUAGGGAUGUGCCGGGAGUGGAAUGAAGAGCAAGUCGAAACAGCUGCUGUGCUUUGUCUGGUUUACGGAAAAUUCAUCGAAGUUUGGCGCCAGAAGGAGGCAGCGAUCCAAAACAGCAAGCUCACUCGUCUCUUGCUCGCUAACUCAGCACACGAAGUUCGGACGCCAUUAAAUGCCAUCAUCAACUAUCUCGAAAUCGCUCUUGAGGGGUCACUCGAUCAAGAAACUCGCGAGAAUCUGGCUCGGUCCCAUUCAGCCUCCAAGUCCUUGAUUUAUGUAAUCAAUGAUCUUCUCGAUUUGACCAAGACAGAGGAGGGCCAGAACCUAGUCAAGGACGAAAUAUUCGAGCUUUCCGUCUGUGUCAAAGAAGCGACGAAUCCUUUUGAAGUCGAUGCCAAGCGGAAAGGAAUCAAAUACGAUAUCAUCGAACACCCUGGGUUGCCCCGUUUUGUACAGGGCGAUGAGCGGCGAAUUCGACAAGCAAUCUCAAACGUCACAGCAAAUGCUGUCACUCAUACUGAAAUCGGUCAUGUUAAAGUUGAAGUGUUCGUGUCCGAGGUUAGCGAUCGCGUGGCCGUUGUCGACUUUGUUGUGGAAGACACGGGAACUGGGAUGAGCGACCGCCAACUGGACGUGCUAUUCCGUGAUCUAGAACAAGUCAGCACAGAGGAUUCGCCUCUUCCGUCACCAUCCUUAGCCAAGACUCCAACUGGCAUACGAACCCUGGGGCUUGGUCUCGCUGUUGUUGCUCGUAUCGUUAGGAACAUGGACGGCCAGCUUCGUCUUAAAUCAGAAGUUGGCCAGGGGUCACGAUUUGUGAUACAGCUGCCUUUCCGUCUUCCCGAUGAAUCGACUAUCCCGGGACCUGCACGCGGGAAUGCUUCCUCUCGAGCCACCUUAUCGUCAAACCCAGUCACCUCUGCCCCCUCGUCAAUAGCGGCUGCUCCCGAGGGUGAGAUACUGCUUGUUAAUAAGACGAGUCUAUCCAACUUGAACGUCGAAGCAGAGAUUGCUGGUGAGCGAGGAAGCUUUGAGAGCCGGCACAGCGUUGGAAGUUUGGGGAGUCAUGGCAGUCAUCAGAGUGACGCCGAUCGGUUGAUCAACGCCAUUCAAACUCCCUUAUCCUUGGAGGACAAGGAGACUGAAUAUCCCUUCUACCAAAGCACACAUUCAGUCGUGAACUCAGAUCUAUCGAUGGUUGGAGAAGGUCUUGGUAUCAAGACGUGCCCAACUGGCCCCAAAUCGCAAAAUACCAAGAGCCCUGAACCUCUUAUCAUCCCGACAGUAGAGUCUGGGUAUACGGGUGUCCGCGAUUCCAAGACUCCUCUCAAGGCUGUCAGAGUAGCCGACGAGUACACCGAGGUUCCCCAACAACCACAAACUGGAGGGAACUCUCGUGUGCUCUUUGAACUCCAGGACGACAAGGAUUCGUUGAGUCGAAAAGCCCGCGCAAAUAGUAUAGUGAGCGCUGGGACCGAUCAAUUCGCACUUCAGGUAUUGAUUGCGGAAGAUGACCCGAUCAAUAUGAAGGUCCUACGAAAACGGCUAGAGAGAGCUGGGCAUGAGGUUCACCAUACCGUCAACGGCGAGGAUUGCGCAAUGGUUUAUCGAGAGAAGUCAUCAAAGUUUGAUGUGGUGUUGAUGGAUAUGCAGAUGCCUAUUGUGGAUGGUCUCACUAGUACCAAGUUGAUUCGGGCCAUGGAGAUGUCACAUGAGCAUGCCGGUCAUUCAUCCCUUGCAGCUAGCAACCGUCGCAUCCCCAUAUUUGCGGUUUCGGCUUCUCUCAUCGAGCGUGAGCGGCCUACCUACGUGGACGCUGGAUUCGAUGGAUGGAUCCUCAAGCCAAUUGAUUUCAAGCGACUCAGCACGCUUCUCAUGGGAAUUUCCGAAGAGGAAGUCCGGAACUCUUGCUUGUACGAGCCCGGCGAGUGGGAGCGAGGAGGCUGGUUCUGUGCUAAGUCUGGGAUGGACCUCAACACUAAUGAUGACGUUACGCCAAAAGCCGAGGAAACGGCCAAGGAACUCGGUGGCGGUGUAGAAUACCAGGACAUCCCUCCGGGUUGA
Ilyonectria robusta is the source of this 4443-nucleotide messenger RNA. RefSeq lists its product as uncharacterized. The transcript is spliced from 3 exons. The record is from RefSeq and is a predicted model, not a curated record. Gene Ontology annotation, molecular function: protein binding; phosphorelay sensor kinase activity. Gene Ontology annotation, biological process: phosphorelay signal transduction system; regulation of DNA-templated transcription; detection of visible light. The coding region runs from base 1 to 4443 and encodes 1480 amino acids. Lineage: Eukaryota; Fungi; Ascomycota; Sordariomycetes; Hypocreales; Nectriaceae.